This is a messenger RNA of Suillus subaureus, 1595 nucleotides long. RefSeq lists its product as uncharacterized. The transcript has 8 exons. Gene Ontology annotation, biological process: actin cortical patch assembly; actin cortical patch localization; endocytosis. Gene Ontology annotation, cellular component: actin cortical patch. Gene Ontology annotation, molecular function: Arp2/3 complex binding. Bases 201 to 1595 code for a protein of 464 amino acids. The record is from RefSeq and is a predicted model, not a curated record. Lineage: Eukaryota; Fungi; Basidiomycota; Agaricomycetes; Boletales; Suillaceae.
CCCACGAUCUUCACCGUCCUGCUCGCCGUUGACUAUAAGUUGCUCAGUGUUCAGCUCGGGAAUUGUUGUGAAGAAUCAGUGGAUGCUGUCCGAAUCUGCAAUCUUCGCUUUCAAAAAUCUAGGUCUUCAAAGCUGCAAAAAAAUCUGAUCUAGUGCAAUUCCUACCCGCUUCGUGUUUCACCCGCACGGCAAUUAGAACCAUGCUUGUACAGGCAUCCGGAUCAAAGGUCAACAUGCUUGCUGAAGAUGACUUCGGAAUUGUCUAUCUUAUAGAGAAUGCUCAGCAGUUUUGGUCAGAGCUUGAUGAUGUCCUUCGAGUUCCCAGCGACGGAUCUGCCACGUUAUCCAUGUUAGACACCGCACUCAGGAGGUUUGUGUCCCUCUGUGCUUCUUAUCACGAACAGUUCCUUCAAAGUCCAAUGCAACUGGAACAUGCAUGCAGUCUUCUACUUGACUCCGAGUUGUUUGUGUUUCACUCUGAACGGAUGUGCGAGUUGGCCAUCGAAGAUGUUGAGUCUAAAACAGAUCCACACUCGCAACUCAUUCUAUACAGCGUACUAUUGUUUCACGGCCGCCGUCAAUCGAACUUCAUUCGAUCCCAUAAGCAUUGGCAACCACUAAUACCGCUUCUCAUGGAUCACGCUUUGGUGGAAAUAAACCUAGAUACGGAGGACGUCUAUCUUGGGGCACCCUCCAUAUCGAGUGGUUCUGGUUCACGCUCCAGCAUGGUGGUUGGUCACAUACCCAUAGAGGCAAAGUUAAGGAGUCUGGGUGUGAGGCUACUUUAUGAAGUAUGCCGGGUCCAGAAACUGUCUUUACAUGAUUUGAGCGUUUUCAACGAUCAGUUUCUCGACAAUUUGUUUGAGCUUGUAGAGCAGACCCGAUUUAUGCCCGACGAAACUCUGAAUUACUCCGUAAUCAAAUUGAUUGUUGCAUUGAAUGAGCAGUUUAUGGUAGCCUGUUUAAGCAAUAAUCAACAACCUGGAGCCAAGGAGCCAGAAUUGCAAAAUCGAGUGCUCGCCGUCCUGAUAUCUCGUCUCGGAUCUAGCAAGACUUUUGGUGAAAACAUGAUAUUCAUGCUCAAUCGUGCUUCACGAUCUGCUGAAGACCUAUGUAUGCAACUUCUGGUCCUCAAGCUUCUUUAUAUUCUUUUCACCAACAAAGCAACGUCGGAAUAUUUUUAUACAAACGAUCUAUGUGUCCUUGUGGAUGUCUUCCUACGCGAACUGGUUGACCUUGAUGAGGAGAGUGAAUCUACGCAAAUGCGGAAUGUGCCAUAUAAACGUCCGCAAAUUGUUCUUGCCCUCGAAUCUCUUAUCCAAAAUGGAAAUAUCCGAGACAUCAACCCCACAACAAAACGUUUAGUUGAACGAUGUCUCGGAGGAGAGUGGUGUGUGCAGCUGCGAAGGACACCACACGAUAAAGAUGUGCUCAAGCGUCAGGGGGAUUUUCGACACAGCAGCCCAAGUCACGACAUCAUUGCGUCCACGAGUCAAGAUACUGUGUCCUCUCGAGCAGCAACUUCGCCAGACGUGGAGCAUGAUUCUGCUUCCAAGGCGCUGAGCUCGAAGCAGAAGAUUAUAAAGCACUUGUAG